Molecule: messenger RNA, 2454 nt
Organism: Zophobas morio
Lineage: Eukaryota; Metazoa; Arthropoda; Insecta; Coleoptera; Tenebrionidae
Gene: Vap33
Product: vesicle-associated membrane protein-associated protein B
Exons: 4
Coding region: 126-866 (246 amino acids)
Biological process (GO): endoplasmic reticulum membrane organization
Cellular component (GO): endoplasmic reticulum membrane; plasma membrane
Molecular function (GO): FFAT motif binding
Source: RefSeq, a predicted model, not a curated record
AAUAUCGCGCGUGCGCGUUAGCUGUCAGAAAGUGCAGCAUAACCGGGAUCUGUCAGCGUAAAGUGUGUGAAAAAAAUUGAGUUUGUGGUUGUUUUUGGUGAUAAUCCGUGUGUUAGGUUAAAAGAAUGGCGAAGCCCGAACAGGUCCUAAACAUCGAACCCCAGAACGAGCUGCGAUUCAGAGAUAUCCACCUAACAGCAUCUGGAUCUGUUCCAGGGCCCUUCAACGCUCCGGUGACCUCGUACAUGAAGCUCACGAACCCGUCAGACAAAAAAGUCCUAUUCAAAAUCAAAACGACAGCGCCAAAAAAGUACUGCGUACGCCCGAACUCGGGCCUCCUAGAACCCAACACUUCGAUAGAGAUAGCAAUAAGUCUGCAGCCGUUUUUGUUCGACCCGGCAGAAAAGAACAAACACAAAUUUAUGGUACAGACGUUAUUCGCACCGGACGGAGACGUAAAUCUCGAACAGCUAUGGAAGGAAAUCGGACCCGAACAGCUGAUGGACUCGAAGCUGAAGUGCGUGUUCGAGAUGCCAGUCGAACAGAACGAAAGUCAAGAAGAACCCGCUAAAGCUAGUCCUAAAGCACCUGUCGUUCAGUCGGUACCUAAUAACGCUAUAGAUCCGGAAUUACAGAAGGCGGCCGAGGAGGUGCAGCAACUUAGGGAAGAAGAAAGUUCGUUGAGGCAAGAAAAUCUCCGACUUAAAGAGGAAAUCCUCCAGUUAAAAUUGGCAGCAGGAACUAGGGUGACCCAACCCAACCGAUACGCGCCUCCAGCGCAACAACAAAACAUCCCAGUAAUAUAUAUGGCUGUAGCGGUAAUUUUGGGCUUCUUAGGCAUCGUAUUGGGCAAGUUUGUCCUCUGAGACCCUCCCUAGAGACUUAGCGUGGUGUUACUCAGAUUACCAUGCCCAAACUCCAAUAUAUUGUAUAUUUAUUACAGUUAAUUCAUUAUUAUCUACUGUAAAAUAAAAUUUCUUGUGCAUACUUAACGAGUGUGCUAUUUUGGUUGCAUCUUUCGGCCAACUCGGUUCUUUUGCCAAUCUUAACAUUGUCAAACGACUGCAUCGACGAAAAAGAGAAACGUAGAUUAACAAAGUCCGGAUUUGGGUGUGUUGAGGUUGGACGAACUGUUGGUCACUUUUUUACAGAGUGUUUCUUAUAAACGUAGCUAAACGAAUUUGAAUGUCGGAGAUUGUUUUUAUUUGAAACAUCCUGUACUCGAUUUGGUUCAUGUCAGCAAUCGCAGGUUAGAAGUAUACAAUAUAUGGCAAGUUUACUUACUAGCCAUCUUUGGACGUUUCAUGCCUUAAGGUUUUCGUUUCGUAUACAGCGACAGUCCAAACGAAAUUGCUGCAAAAUUGGGAAUACAUUUUAGGGCGAAUGUUGUUUUCAUAACUGCACAGACUGUACAUAACUUUGAACUUUCUCUGUAUACCGUCGUGUGUUGAUCAACUUUCCGCCGUCGUUAUUUUUAAUGGAGUCAACAAUGUGUUAAAUAUAUUUAUUAAUUUUGUUUUUAAUUUAAUGUUUUAAUGUACGGAAAGUUGUUUGACUAUUGCAUUUUUUAUUUUUUUUUCUUAGUAUUUGUGGUAAUAGUUCAGUCAUUUUGUAAUUGUUAGUUAGAAUCGAGCACUUGCCAAGGUCCAUCGAUGAUAAGUCACCUUAGAAUCACGUAAUAUUGCAUUUGGGUUGAAAUCAUCCUACUUUAGAUUAGGUCCACUUCAUAUUAAUGUGGUGCUGUCAUAUACAUCUUUAUUUUUCAUUGAGUUUGAUAUUAAAUAUUUUUUCACCUCAACGAAAAUUUUAUUUGUGUCUGUGAAUUUCGUUAACUGUACUAGAUUUAGGGCUAUUUGGGGGCGAUCACCGCCAUUUUAGAACCGACCUUCCAAAAAUUUUAAGCAAAAUGCAGUAUAACGUUCAUCCCUGCAACACCAAAAAUAUACAAAGCUUUGCCUAGACAACGCCAACGUUGUUGGCGAAACGCGUUGUAUAUUUUCAGUGCUGCGGGGAUGGACCUUAUAUUGUUAUAGCACACCGAGUGACCAAAAAGCCAAAUAGUUGUGUGAUUGUAAAAUUAACGGUUACCCCCGAGACGAAUUCCAGAAGAAAAACUGGGUGAGAUUAUGUAUAAUUUUUAGUUUUACCAUCAUACAACUGCUGCAAUUUUUCAGGAUCGGGCUUUUUGGACGUGCGGUUUCCAAACUGGGGGCGACUUCCCCCUCAAACAUCUGAAAUUAAUAGUAGUAAGAACUUGGCUUGGUGCGAUUGUUCAUAUGUAUUAUAUUUUAACACGUUGUACUAUUUUAUGCUAGCCUGGUAAGUGUAAGUAACUUCAGUGAAUAAACUAUACUUCAUUACCUACUUAGAAAAUUUUUGUAAGUCGUUAUCUUACCGUGCAAAUAUUGACCUGAUGUAAAUUGUACGAAAUUAUAAGUGACAUGUUGCAAUCCA